This is a messenger RNA of Cantharellus anzutake, 1065 nucleotides long. RefSeq lists its product as uncharacterized. The coding region runs from base 170 to 913 and encodes 247 amino acids. Gene Ontology annotation, biological process: C-terminal protein methylation. Gene Ontology annotation, cellular component: membrane. Gene Ontology annotation, molecular function: protein C-terminal S-isoprenylcysteine carboxyl O-methyltransferase activity. The transcript has 3 exons. The record is from RefSeq and is a predicted model, not a curated record. Lineage: Eukaryota; Fungi; Basidiomycota; Agaricomycetes; Cantharellales; Hydnaceae.
CUGAUCCCUCUAAGCCGGGACGCCGCAAUCAAUGAACGGAGUUAGCCGAAACUCAUUGAUGUUGCGACCCUGCCGUCAGGUGAGCCCGUCAUUCGGGGUGGUUUGACACCCUGCAAACGGGGAGCUUUUUCCGUGUGGCUGUGCUCUGCUCCUCUCACCCACUCUCGCCAUGCUUUACACGCUCCUCGUCAACGCUGGAUUGAUUCUUGGGAGCAUACUGGCCUAUUUGGGCGGGAGCGACCCUAAUGAAGACCUCACAAAGGGGGAUCGGGUUCGCCGUGAAACUCAUAUGACAAGCCCACUGAAUCAGGUGAAGAUAGCGAGAUUCUCCUCUGGCAUUUUCACUCUUCUAGAGUUGUAUUUGCAAUUGACCCCAGCACCAACUCAUCCUUAUCUCAUCUCUCUUCCCGAUAUUCUCAAACGGGUUCUCCCCAACUUUUCUCCCGUCCCCAAUUCCGCGUCAUUUAUCACCGGACUUCGUGUACUGGCCCUUUUUGCCUUUAUCGCCGGUGGAGCUCUCCGUCUCUGGGCGAUACACACUUUGGGGCGUCUAUUCACAUUCACACUCACCAUACGCGAAGGCCACAAGCUCAUCACCAGCGGGCCUUAUGCUUACGUGCGGAAUCCAAGCUACACAGGAUUCUACAUUCUCUGGGCAGGCGGGCUUAUCCUUGGGACUACAAGCGAACAAGCAGAAAGAGCCAUCGGCCUCAGGACCGCUAUUGUUGAAGCAGGUACGCUAGGGGUAGCGAGUAUAUUGCUUUUUGCCCUUGCUGCAACUCUCAUGGUGCAUCGGAACAUCUUGGGACCGAGAAUCAAAAACGAAGAGGAAAUGCUUGAAGCUGAGUUCAAGGUGGAGUGGGAAGUGUACACGAGGGAUGUCCCAUAUAAAGUUCUACCCUACGUGUGGUGAGGGUGGAGUGCUCAAAAACCCCCGUGGGGACCGACCUCGAACCCCGCUGGAGCAAACGCUCUGCUGAUCCCUACAAAAUAGAUUCCUUCCUGGUCACCCAUUCCUUGUACUGCAAUUCCCCCCCCCCCAUAGAAUCCAUUAUCUACCUAUCG